Molecule: messenger RNA, 943 nt
Organism: Hibiscus syriacus
Lineage: Eukaryota; Viridiplantae; Streptophyta; Magnoliopsida; Malvales; Malvaceae
Product: nudix hydrolase 15, mitochondrial-like
Exons: 4
Coding region: 67-846 (259 amino acids)
Biological process (GO): coenzyme A catabolic process
Molecular function (GO): coenzyme A diphosphatase activity; acetyl-CoA hydrolase activity
Source: RefSeq, a predicted model, not a curated record
AACAGGAAAGAAUCAUUAAUUCUGUUCCCUUGUUAGACUAAUUUGUACCAUGCAAAACCUGGCUUCAUGAUCUUCUCACUUCUAAAGAGAUUACCUUUAUUUGCUCCGCCAUUUGUCAAAGUUAUCCCUUCACCAUCGAAGAGACUCCUGGCGUUAGCCCAGCAGCUGCGUCAUUACAAGCCUCCAUCUUCGUCCUGGGAUGACAACGACGAGCGAACCAUCGAGGAAGCCGCCGAGAAAGUUGUUUCCCAAGUGGGUUUUCAAGAAUCCGCUACCCAAGUAGCUCAAAACUCGGAUAAAUUCAGAUCCAAAAGAGCUGCUGUUUUGAUCUGUCUCUUUGAAGGGGAUGCCGGGGAUUUGCGUGUCAUAUUGACCAAAAGGUCUUCCAGAUUAUCAAGUCAUUCGGGGGGAGUUUCAUUGCUUGGUGGGAAAGCAGAUGAGGGGGACAAAGAUGAUGGUGAUACAGCUACUAGGGAGGCUAAAGAAGAGAUUGGGAUGGACCCUUCACUUGUGAAUGUGAUAACUGUUCUUGAACCGUUUCUGUCUAAGCAUCUCCUAAGAGUAGUUCCUGUUAUUGGUAUACUUCAUGACAGAAAGGCAUUUAAGCCUACUCCGAAUCCUGCAGAAGUCAAUGCGGUAUUUGAUGCUCCACUGGAAAUGUUCAUUAAGGAUGAAAACCGAAGCGUGGAAGAGCGAGAAUGGAUGGGAGAGAAGUAUCUUCUUCACUUCUUCGAUUACGAGUUCGAGAAUAAGAGGUAUCUAAUAUGGGGUUUAACUGCUGGUAUUUUGAUAAGAGCUGCUUCAGUGGUCUACCAGCGACCACCAACUAUGCAUUGUAGAAAAUAAUUAUAAAUAAGAUUUGUUCAUUCAUGUCAGUCUAUCAUCUCUUUGUUUUACUCUCCACACAACUAAAUCAAAUACUAAUUGAUUAUCAGAUUAGCCA